AGAUGAGAAAGAGAGGGAGAGUAGGUCAAGAGAAGUAUUGUGCUUAUGGGAGCGUGGCAAACAUGGAGAUAAAGGACACAGACGCAGGAUAAGGCCUUGGGGCAGAAGGUGGGAUUAAUUGCCCCUGGCACACAAGGCCACGCAAUAAAUUGCCCCGGGCGGUCAACACAGAGGAGGGCUGCGAUACGGUGAUGAAGGUGUUACAGUGGAGAGAGGCUGGUGGGAGGCGAGGUUAAUUAAACUCUUCAGUGUGUAACACUCUCAUUCAUUACCUUCAUUACCUUGUUCAUUUAAUCUGCUCCGCUGUUGGCAUUUUAUCACAUUCAGCCCCAUUGUGGCAUCAUAGAGAUGAUUAGGUUUCAUGUUGAACCCUCAGCUGCAGAGGGGGUAACAGAGAGCGAGAGGCUGAGCAGCAGGUCAGUUUAGGUCUAACAGACACAGCCACACGCAGCAAAUAGCACAAAAUAAAUUGAGUUCACACUGGACACGCAUUUUACUUGAUUUUCCACCCUGGAAUCAGUGGAUUAGUCUUAAAAGUGGAAAAUGAAAACGAUUUUACCCCCCAGUCUCCAGUGAACUGUGCUGAGGCCAAUAUACAGCCCCGCAUAAAAGAGCUGAGGAGCGCUGCUCAAACGGACAUGAGUGCAGAACCGACGGAGCGAACCAAAUUCCGGGACUCAUCUUUAUAACAACCAAAACAAGCCAAAACUUCUCAGCAGUAUUUUUGCUGUCUGGAUCUUUAAAUAGACACAGCCUUCACUUUUGGUACCUGGCACAAGAAGAAGAAUUUGCUGUUUGAGGGCAUGGCGAAAGCAAGCAAGCAAGCAGGCGAAGGUGGAACAAAAUGGAUUGCAUCACGACAAAACUUCUCAUUUUCAACUCCAUUAGGUCCCCCUCACAGUCUUGACAGUGUUGUGCUUUUUGCCACUUCACAUGAUUAAUCAUGUGUGGAGGCUGCAGCAGAAACACAGGAGCCUGAACUGCAGGCAGCUGAGGCUCCACGCUGGAGAUGACUGAACAAUCACAAGAUACACUGACAAGUGGAGGAGACACACAAAGAAAGAGAGUCAGGGGUUAGAAUAAAGUCAGACUGCAACAACAACUGAUAGCAAUGUUUUAACAAAGCUUGUGUUGUGUUUGUAGAGUAUUCAGAGAGAUAAUAGUGAAAUUUGCACACUAAAGGUGUUGGGAACUCCACCGAUUUUACACAUCAAAGUCUGUUGCAUAUGCGAAAAAAGUUGCAUAACGGCUUUUGUGGCUCCAGAGAGAGCUGUGCGAAAUCUAUACAAUUGCCUCAAGUGAUGUCAUGUGAGUCAGCAUCGGUUGGGGCUGAGGACUACGAGUUUAAAAAUGAAAAAAAUCGGAGGGUGUGGAGUUAGAAAGUAGCUUACCAGACUCUGUAGCCGCUCCUCAUCUCUGCUUGAGGCUAGAGGCUCAAGGCUACAUUAUCUGCUACUAGCAUACACCCAAAUCUCAGAUUGAACUGUUGGUGGUUGAGUUGCAUUGUGGGUAAUGCAGGCACCAUGUUUUGACAAGGAAGAAGAUUUUGUGGAAUAAAAAAGAUGAUAUUUCUGUUUCUGCUGCAUCGAUUUAGAUACUUUUUUUCCAUCAUCAGUCCGAUCUAGUGCAAUGCUAAAUCUAUGGAGUACCCUUUUAAUUCAUGCCACACACUCGGAGAUGACACAGUAAGAGCCAACAGAAGGAAGGCGAGGGGAUUGCGUCCUCCAUGUUUGUGGAGGUCAGCCUUGGGUCUGAUGUGGAGCAGUGCUCACUGUUGAUGCCUUUAGCAUUCUUGGACAGUCUGAAUCCCCAUGUGUCCUUCCAAACAUCCCCAAUCAUGUCUAAAGCAAAAAGUGAUGACUGCACAGUACCGUGGACAGCCUGCCCGCAUGGCUGCCCCUCGCCCUCCUCUGCUAUUCUCACUGUUCGUCCUGUCCUUUUUCCUGCCUCGACCCCCCCCUCUGAAAGUGAGCCAGUGUGCAGAAUGACCUUCAACCACACCCACAGGGAACAAGGAAGAAAAGAAAACAAGAGGAUAGUAGCAGGAUGGAGGAGAGGAAGAAGAGGGGUGAAAAAGAACAAAAAAAAAACCCACGCUGAAGUGAGGAAAAUGGAAAAUCUCUCUUCUCUUGGAAGCCAGCAGAGCGCAGAGCUGAAUCUGACAAGAAAGAUGACUCUCCAUCCCCUUUCUCACCAGUCUGAUUAAACCUCUCACUCUAAAAUGAACCCGGCACACAGAGAGUCACAGAAACGAGGGAGUUGAGGACUUGAGCCUUUGCUAAAGGUGCAGACUGGAAUGUCUACAGAUACACUUGAAGGAGCAGGACCUUGAAGACAAGGUGAUGCUAGGAAAUUCCUUUAAAUCACAUCUGUGGUUGACAAAGGAACCAAAAUUUAAUUCUUGGACAAGGAAAGCAGCAAGCCUUCUUUGAUCUGCCUCAGAAAUUCCCAAUCCUUCUGUUUAAAUAUUCAGUAAGCCGGCUGUAAUGAGUUAAUCUACAACAGGGGGAUGAUUUCCUUGUGUGACUAAGACAGUAAGUAGACAGAAGGAGGACUAAUUAAAGUUGUAACAUCUGCCUUCUGAGCUCUAAAUGUGUCUACAGGCUACAAGCAUCUUUCGCUCCACUUCCUCCGCUCUUAUUUUAAGCAAGGAAGGGUAAAUAAGGUAUCAGACUGCUCUCAAACAAUGCAACUAAUCUUCUGCAAAUGGCAUCAUCAUAAUUACCAUAACCAAUGAGUAUACUGUAACUGGGUGCUUUCAAAUAUUAAUGGCAUCUUCCAGCUGAAAACUUCCACAGCUGAUGGUGGAGGAGAGGAGGAGAAACUGAGGAGGGUGGGAGGUCUGGACUGGAGCACGUAACAUGCUUACAAAUUAACACCACAACCAAACUCGACAGCGUGAGUGAGUUUCUCCUCGUCCUCCUCUCAGUGUUGCACCUCUCUCUCUCUGUCUCCCUCAUAUGAGCCAUCUUCUCGGUUGGAUCGGUAUGCGGUCUCCACUUUAACGAUUCCGCGUCGCCGCUGAUGCUGCUGCUCCACUUCUGACCGACUUCCCCCGGCCGCUCCGCACAGCCGGAGCCCCACCGAGCAGCAGCGGCAGCCCCUGCAUGGCUCUCUGCCCCGCUGCUGUGUCGAAAGAUAAACCGACAAACAGCAGAAGCCCGACGCUGCGGGGAGGUGACAGAUCCAGAUUCACAUCGAGCCCCUGCAAUAACCGUCGGACAUACCGGCCACGCCAGAUCUGCACGGAGGGGGAAAUCUUGAUAAGUAUUUAUUUAUUUUUGUUCCUACAAACUCGGGUCUGCUUGGUGUGGCAGUGGCGAUGACUUCCCUCUCUCACAGCCUCGAGAUGAGCCUUCUCCUGGAGCCUGACUGUGAACAAACCCCCGGAGUCUAAGAAUAAGACUUUAUCACCGAGCCCGGCUCAUCAACGACAAUAAAAGAGACUUUAUUGGUCACCGGCAGCGCUUCUACUUGGAGAAAAACACAUUACUUGCUGUAAAUCAAGCCAGGAGGAUCGAGCCCAAGUGCAAGACGAAUGUUUUGGGCAUGGUGCCCACGCCCCAGGUGUGCGUAUCCACCCUGGUCACGGUGAGCACGAUGGCAGUGGUGGACCUCUACCUGCUGGAGCAGAGCAUGCUGGGGGCUCGUGGUCUUCCAGGACCUAGCGUGUGGCAGUGUGCGGCAGUGUUGCUAGGUGAUGUGGGCUUCCUGCUCGCGCUGCGCUUCGUGUCGGCUGGGGUGGUGUCAGAGGCACGGUCGCCACGUCGUGGUUUUGCCAACGCCCUCUGGUUCCUGUUCCUGUCCCUGCUCCAGCUCAAGCUCUUCUUUGUCUGCCAUAACUACAGGCAGGAGCGCCGGCCGCCCGACCCGCUGGCAAGGAAGACGCUGACGCUGCUGCUGUCCAUCUGCCUGCCCUCCUUGUUUCUCAUUCUGACAGGAGCUGACCACAUGACACCGCAGCGCAGGAAGCAGGAGGUGCGUGGCCGGCUCCUGUGGGUGGUGGUGGACCUGCUGGAUGUGCUUGACCUGCAGGCGGGGCUGUGGGAAGCCCAAGGAGGGGCUGCAGCGGGGACUGGAGGGAUUGUUGAGCAGAGGCUGCCUAUCUGGGCCGAGGGCCUGGUGUUCUUUUACUGCUAUGCCCUCCUGCUGCUGUUGCCGUGUGUGGCCCUUACAGAGCUGGGAGCCACCGGCCUGCCAGGACAGAGGGGGCCCCGUAAAGAGGCUUUGUACCCUUGGCUCAGCUUGGUGACUAUCAAUAUAUUCACCCUGGCCCUGAGGGGCACAGGCAUGCUGUGGUACAGGGACCCUCGUGUGUCCACUGUGUUCCUGGGGAAGAACCUGUUGGCUCUGGCUGUGAAGCUGAGCUCAGCCUGGGAGAGACACAAGCAGGAGCGCGGUGCUGCGGGAGCUGGGACUGUGUCUGGAACAGAACCAGGAGACUCGACCCUGCCAAGCCAGAGCUCAGGGCAGGGAGAGGGCCAGGCCCAGGGGAAAGCUCCUCCCUCUCAUUAUCACACACUGUCUCGCUCCCAAAGCCACACUCUCUCCCACGUCAGCCUGGAGCCCACAGAGACUCCCUUAGGACCGUCUUUCAUCUCCCAUGAACUCUAGAGUCACUCUGAACACGUACGCAUGCACAAAAGCAUGUACGCACGCCCACACCCAAAACUCGGACCAGCCAAGCCAGUAUUGCAUCCAAACAGAUAACUUUCAGCCCAACAGUGAUGGGUAUAAUGCAGAGCGAUGGAAAUGCAUUUGGCAAGCUUGGCUUUCUGCACAUUUUGUUGAAGAAUAACUCAAAAUGCAUUUUUAAAUUGAACACUGGGAACACAUCUAUGAGACUGUAAAGAAUAUUCCAGAAAUGUAUGUUGAAGUCUAGUAGUGUCUAUUCCCUUCAUUAAUCUGGGCACAGCUGCCCAAACUGCCACAGAUUUGUUGAUUUCUUUGCAUCCAGACACCUUGUUAAAUUUGAGUUCAUUUCAUGUCAUUUGUUGGUAAUAUUUGAUCAACACUCUUCUGCCAUUAGAUGCCAAAGUACAGACUGUGACCUUUAGUGUACAUUUUCUCUGUCACUUUACAGGGAACUUUUACAGAUAAAAGUUUAAUACAGAGGAGUGACGAUUUAUUUUUUCCUUUCAGUACCACAGAGACACGAUUCAAAAAGCCAUCCACCAGUAAAACUCACACUCUACACAGUGCUCUAGUAUUUCAAUGUAGAGUCUAAUCCAAACCUUUUUAGCUUGUGAGCCUUUAAAUCAAAAUCUACUCACGACCCCAAUGUUCUCUUCUUUGAAACCUAUUAAAAUCAGAUCUGAGGCCUGAAGAGGCAAAGCUAUCCAUUUUUUUUUUUUUUUUUAAAGCAAAGGUUAGAGAAGAGUCAGAAAAAAUAAACAUAAUAUGUGUAGCAGAUGUUUUCUUUUUAUGUCAUGACCUCCCAGAUUCAUCUUGCAAUCCCUUGGAGGGCCCCUACAUCAAGGGUGGGCAACACAAGUGUGGUGGUGCCAGAUUUUCAUUCAAACCAAAAGGAACACCAGCUGAUAUCACAAGUUUAGUUGUCUGGCAGAAAAUAUUAAUCAGCGAGAUCACUCACUGUGCUGUUUGGUUGGAGUGAAAACCUGCAGACUCAUGGGCCUCGUGGUCCACCAUCCCUGCCAAACUGUUUUUUUUUUGUCUUUUAUUUGAUUUAAAAGCAGAAUUUUAACGUCAGUUGGAGAUGAUUUUAGAGAUGCAUACUGUACCCUUCACAUAUAUUUCAGGGCCACGUUUGCUGUUAAUGUUAAAACCGUCCAGUAGCGAUUUUAACACAACAAAAUGUGCACAACUCAAGAUGCCAUCUAUUUAUGAAAGACACUGUUUCCAGAAAUAAAAUCUUUCAAUGGUAGGGCUUAAAGAUGGGCAAUAAGCAUUUUGCAUCAUCUUAAUUCUAUUGCAACACAAACUACAGUACAGGUCUAUUUUAGUACAUUGUUUACAAAGACAGAAUACCAAUGUAAGUAAUCCCUUUACAGUUUCAGAACACAUUCAAAAUUUAUGUUUUGCUGUCGUCUGUACUUGUCUCAAAGUCUCUGUUAGUCAUUUUCAAAAAGAAGACAAAAAAACAACUGUCUAGCUGCCUGCCCAACCCUCAAAUCCCUUUUUUCACUCUAGAUGAAAGAGUUAACUUUUAAAUUCCAUUUGAAUUAUGGAUGGAGCCUUUCAUCCACUAAUUUUUAUGAUGUGGGUGUUGUAGUAUUUGUGGCAUCAUGGGAUUGUGGGUCAGAGCAGCAGGUGUAGAGGAUGUACAGUACAGUCAAGUGCCUUGUUUCCUCAAGGAGCUACGAGCCUCUGAGUUGUACACAUUAUGUGUACCAUGUGGAACUUGGACAUAUUACUAUGUGUAUACUGUGAAGUUAUUCCACAGCUGUUGUCAGCUACACCUCCAGGACAGAGUGCAAACUAAUAAAGUGUUUCAUACUCGCCUA
Messenger RNA from Siniperca chuatsi (mandarin fish), 6464 nucleotides. RefSeq names its product transmembrane protein 265 (gene tmem265). The record is from RefSeq and is a predicted model, not a curated record. NCBI's taxonomy places the organism in Eukaryota, Metazoa, Chordata, Actinopteri, Centrarchiformes, Sinipercidae. The coding region runs from base 3550 to 4614 and encodes 354 amino acids. The transcript is spliced from 2 exons.